This is a messenger RNA of Aspergillus mulundensis, 3462 nucleotides long. RefSeq lists its product as uncharacterized. The transcript has 2 exons. Gene Ontology annotation, biological process: protein localization to plasma membrane. The record is from RefSeq and is a predicted model, not a curated record. Lineage: Eukaryota; Fungi; Ascomycota; Eurotiomycetes; Eurotiales; Aspergillaceae. Gene Ontology annotation, cellular component: plasma membrane. Bases 1 to 3462 code for a protein of 1153 amino acids.
AUGCCGAUGGAAACGGUGCGCCAGAAAUGUCGGCCGAAACACCAGAUACUGGUCCUUAAGUGCUAUCCCCAAUACCAAAAAGGGGUCCAAGAUGUCAAACCGAAUUCCAGCGAACUUUCCUACCUUCUUUACUAUGUGAGCACGCGCCGCAGCAAGCUGCCCAAGGUCAGCGCCUUCCUGGAGAAAAGAGCCGCCCGAGACGUCUGGCGCCGUAAAAUGGGAAAUGUCCAAGUUACGCUCCAAAUUCUUAGCGCGCUCAUUGAGAAAGUUCCCCGCGAUCUACCAAUUUUCGCUCGAUCUGUCUUGACCGUUAUCGAAACUGUGCUGCGGUCUCGUGAUAUCUCUAUGGUGGAGGAUUCGAUCGCCACUUUCGAGACCUUUUGCCGGCAUCAGGACAUGGCUGCGCUGUCUGCUGAACAGGACUUCGCCAACCAGUACCGCGAAGUCGUCCAGAUAUAUGCGGGAUUUGCUCAUGAGGAGGAACACCAGCUUCAGUCAAAGGCUCCCAGCCCUCCGCAGGCGAUACGGUGGAAGAACGCAGGACUACGAGCUAUCAAGGGAGUAGUCAGCUCCGAAGCUGGCCUGGCAGCCGAUGGCGGUGAUUCACUGCGAAUAAUACUACCAGUCAUCCUGGAAAACCUGUAUAAUGGAGAAGACACAAUGAUCGCAUCUCUCGAGCGCAAACUCCAGGAAACGGAGCGGCAUGCGCCGGACCCAGCGGUACGCCGGAGAUAUAGCGCAGUUACCGUGCAGACCGUUGACACUGCAGAAGGCGAUCCCGCUUUGGCGGCUCAGAACAUUGCGGAUGUCGACAAGAAAGCUGAAUUAGAUAUGCGGCUACUUGCCCUGCGCUGUCUGGAACAGAUCAUUGUUAAUGGCAGCACCCGUGGUCAGAUUCGCCUCACCACAAGACUCGUGCUGGAUUUUAUUCUGCGAAAAGGACAAGCGAACAACACUUACCUAUCGCUCGAAACGGACGAAAACAACUGGGCCACAUCGUUGAUUGAGGUUGUAGCCAAAUGGUGCCCCGUUCAGGCUCGUUUCAUCAUUUCUACCGCUGCCAUGGAAGUCCUAUUCGAAUUCCCGCCCAAGGAGAAGACACUGGAUCAGGCUUAUACUAUUAUUUACAUCAUCGACUACCUCUUGAAAUCUUCAGUGAACAUGAUUGGGCUUAGCGUGAUCGAUGUCUUGCUGGGGUUGAUGCGCUACAUGGCAAUCCUGGUCUCGCCGGCUUCUGCAAAACCCACCGAUGAGCACCCGGUUGAAAACGAAAAGCCAAGCAACGAUGAUGAUACCGAACUUUCUCACAAGGAGAAGGACCUGCUUUUACUCCUCCAAAAGUGCAUCGGAGACCUCACUACGCACAUCUACUAUGGGGACCAGGUUGUUGAUAUGCUCAGGGCUAUCUUGACUCGGAUAAAACCGCCGCAUGGCCAAGAUAAGGUAUCGCCUGCAGUACCUGAACAGCUAGACGGCCCUUUAUCGGAAGCAAACCCAACAUCCUUUUUCUCAACAAGCGCGAAAGUCUGCGCUCUUAGGGCUAUUAAAAACAUCCUACUUGUGGCAAACUCUCAGCGACCUAUGGCGUCAGCCGGUGCUGAAUCGCGGAACCCUGUUGGAAUUCAUGUCUGGGAGGGAACCCACUGGCUCCUCCAGGACCCGCAAAAGGAAGUGAGGUACGCGUACGUUGAUGCACUCCUUUACUGGCUGAAACUAGAGACGAACAAAAGCGAUCUGAAGCUGAAAGACCGAUCAACCAAAACUGCUAUAAUGUCAGCGAGGCGUGAUUUCUCAGAUGCUUCAGAGAGAGGUGUUAAGCGAGCAACGGGGGCUCAUCCGAGGGAAAAGGCCGUGGUCGUUGCUCAAUCAAACUUCCUUCGCUUGCUGCAUUUGACGAUUUAUGAAGUUGCUCUCCAGCGUCCGACACAAGAGACCGAGGUCCGUAUACUACACCUACUUCUAGGCAGCCUGGUGCAACAUCUUGGCAUCAAUGCGGCUAGAUUUGGGCUACCAAUGAUCCUGAGGCUUCAAGACGACAUGGCCACCUCUCAGAGUUUAAGCACACCUUCAGCUAAAGUGAACAUUGGGAGCCUGGUAUAUGGUUACCUGUGGGUAUUGUGUGAGACUUUCGGCCUGGACACUUCUAGGGUUGGACAGGAGAUUGUGACCGAAAUCGAAAACCGAAUAGCUCGAAGCAUUUGGUUGGAAGGCAUCGGGCUCUCUUUCAACAGUCUUGAAAGCAUUGUCGGAGAAGAUCAACAUGCUGUGAGCCAUAAUACCAGGGAAACGAAUAACGUGACUCCGUUCAAAAGUGGUGUUGAAGAGUUCGUCCGCCGGAUCGAGGAGUCUUACAACCGUACUCUGUCUGCUAAUGAUGCGCCAACUUCCCCGGGACGCAAUUUGGGAAAGCCUGUAAUAGAAGGACAUCUAAACCCUGUCAAUCUGCACUCAAGCGACCUUCUUCCAUCGGUUGUCAGAGAACAAAUGCUCUCGCCCUGGUCCAAGCAAAGCGCACUGGAAGCCGCUGAACGAGAAAAGGCGGAGGCCCUUUCUCUUAACGGGUCGAGAACAGGGACUUUAGGUAUGCGCGGCCAUGCGCACGCCAAUGGUACUGGUAGUUCUACUUCAACAAACUCACCAUCUACCGCCCACGUGGCGACCGCAGGUCUCCAGACCUCUCGGCGUAUGAGCAUGCCGGAUAAGACGGCCACCCCAAAUCACAGCUCCAGCAGAGACUCUCCUGUUCGUGUAAACGAGCUAAGGCGUGUUCUCUCUGUACAGGCCCCUGAUAGGGAUCGACGAUUGAGCCCAUUGCGGGGCCGAUUAGAUGCCUCCAGCGGCAGCAUCAUCUCUUCCAGCAGCGAGAGCAUGGUCAGCGGCUUUUCCAACUCUGAAUAUGAAGGAGACGCAGUGUCAAUCCGACCCCCCACGAGAGAUGGACAGGAGCCACUCGAUGGCGAUGGUAUGGAAACACCUAGGGCUCUGAUGAGCAACGGAGGUAGUUACGAACAGCAAUCAAGCACUUCUUGGGCUUCCUCCUACUCGAUACCUCCAGUCCCACCGAUUCCGCACGGCAUCUCUAUCCCAGGCGGGUUUCCCAACGACUCCCAGCGCUCCUUGCCUACAUCGGACCGCCCGUCGACAGCUACAUCACGUAAACAGGGCACGCUCAAUGGAAAGUCUGCGGAUAACAAGACUCUCCACAGGCAAAAAUCUCGGACCGGUGCCGGGUUAGCAAACGGUGCUGAUGUGCCAGAAGUAGCGAUCAACGGUAAAUCCACCGGGGCUCAAUCAUACGGCUUGCAGGGAGUAGAGGAGAGCUCUCAGCGGCGCAAUGUAGAGAAACUCCUGGACGGGUUUCUAUCAUCAUCGGACCCAGCUGCUACUCUUCAACCGAGAGUUGCUUCCAACUACAGUGGCCGACGCAAUGUGACUGGCGGAAUUGGACGCCCGCCAUACUAG